This is a messenger RNA of Saprolegnia parasitica CBS 223.65, 1050 nucleotides long. RefSeq lists its product as hypothetical. Gene Ontology annotation, biological process: mitochondrial transmembrane transport. The coding region runs from base 47 to 955 and encodes 302 amino acids. The transcript is spliced from 8 exons. The record is from RefSeq and is a predicted model, not a curated record. Lineage: Eukaryota; Oomycota; Saprolegniomycetes; Saprolegniales; Saprolegniaceae.
UGCGCAGAUCUGGCGUGCGGCGUGCAGUGUUUGGAUCUGGCCCGAAAUGGGAGCGAUGGCAGGCGACGACGCGCAGCCCGCGUCCAUGGCAGCGACGAUGCUUGGCAGUGCGAUGGCCGGCAUCCUCGGGCGCAUUGUCUGCCACCCCAUGGACAUGGCCAAGGCCAACCUCCAGGCGCACAACACGUACCGCAAUGCAUGGCAUGUUCUGACGCAAACGAUGAGAGCCGAAGGCGUGCGCGGCCUCUACAAGGGCUUUGGCGUCGUUGUCCUCGGCUCAGCGCCGGCCACGUGCCUGUACAUGACGUCGUACGAGGAAAGCAAAAAGUGGCUCACGCAGUCGCCGCACUUCCAAGACGCGCCAUUCCUCACGUCCUUCUCGGCCGGCAUUCUUGCAGAGGCGUUUAGCUGCGUCUUCUGGGUGCCCAUCGAUGUCAUCAAGGAACGCAUGCAAGUGCAGACGCUGCAUCAAGCCAACGGGUACAAGAACACAUGGCAUGCGCUGCAGACGAUCGCGCGCACCGAAGGCCUCCGUGGCAUGUACAAAGUAGGGUAUGGCGCGACCAUGUGGUCGUUUGGCCCGUACUCGGCUCUCUUUUUCGUGGCCUACGAGCAAAACAAGUCGACGGCGGCGCGCUGGCAUGGCUCGAGCGAUGUCCCGUUCUCGUCGCUGCUUCUCUGCUCGGUCUCGGCGAGUGCGGCCGCUGCGUUUUUGACCAACCCACUGGACUUGGUCAAGCUGCGGCUUCAGGUCGAGCGAUUCCAGGCGGCGUCGUCCGGUGCACCGAGCCAGUACAAAAACACGUGGGAUGGACUCCGGCGCAUCAUAACGCAAGAAGGACCCACGGCGCUGUGGAAAGGGGCGGCGGCCCGGGUCGCGUUUCAGGCCCCCCUCACGGGCAUUACGAUUGCCAUUUAUGAAAAGUGCAAAGCCAUGUGCGCGACGUUUGUUUAGUAACUCGUAAAACCGAGUACUUCAGCUCGUCCAAAACGAUUCGAGUACACUACAUGAGUAGCGUGGUGUAUACAAACCAGAUAUAUCGAUUCCAG